This is a messenger RNA of Adineta steineri, 870 nucleotides long. The record is from the annotation of a GenBank genome assembly. NCBI's taxonomy places the organism in Eukaryota, Metazoa, Rotifera, Eurotatoria, Adinetida, Adinetidae.
AUGACAAACAUCGAACACUUACCAAAUGAAUUACUAUCAAUGUGUUUAAGUUAUUUGGAUUUUUAUAAUAUUUAUGAAAUAUUUUUUCAUUUAAAUUUUCGUUUUAAUCAAUUAAUUCGAUAUGCUACAAAGCUUCAUCUUCAUUUAUCUUCAAUUCCAUCAGGAAAAUUUUUACAAUUUUGUUAUCAAUUAAAUCAAUAUAUGAAAACAACUGGAAAUUAUCCAUAUACACUUAUAGCUGAAGAUAAACACAAAUUAAAAUUAAUUUUAGAAGAUGAAUUUUUUACUGAAUCAUUUUCAAAAUUAAGAACAUUAAUAUUAUCUAAUAUAGAUUCUCAUACUCUUGCUUUCAUUAUCUUUGAUUGUCCAGCAAAAUUAUAUGAAAAUUUAGAAAACUUAGCUUUAUUAGAAAAUAUUACUGAAGAUAAUCGACAAUCACGAUAUAAUCUAGAAUGGUUAUGCAACAAUUUAAUAUCAUCAAAAAUGAAAUCAUUAAAAUAUUUCAAAUUAAAUAUCGAACACUACAAAUCGAACUCUCCUUUUUACUUAUAUUUCAAUACGUUUACAAUAGAAAAUAUAUCAUUAUCUAACUUAGAAACUCUUAUUAUUGGAUAUAGUGGUUAUCCAACGAGUACAAUAGUAUCAUUUGAGACAUUGACUCAAAAAUUAUUUCCACGUUUACCAAAACUAAAAAAUUUACUUAUCGAUUUUCUUGAAUUCGAGACUUGGUGUAUGGAAUUGCCACGGGUGCUACCAACGACGACAGAUGUUAGCUCAAACGUACCAUUAAGUUUACAAUAUGUUAAAAUUGAAGUUGAAGGAGAGGAAACGGAUCGUAAUGAUCAAUCCAUCGAACACAAGAAUAGUUAA